Messenger RNA from Glycine soja, 1448 nucleotides. Its product is annotated as protein IQ-DOMAIN 1-like. Gene Ontology annotation, molecular function: protein binding. The record is from RefSeq and is a predicted model, not a curated record. The transcript is spliced from 8 exons. Bases 238 to 1167 code for a protein of 309 amino acids. Lineage: Eukaryota; Viridiplantae; Streptophyta; Magnoliopsida; Fabales; Fabaceae.
AAUGCAACCGUGUCAUAUGUGGGCCUUGUGGUGUUUACAUGCGUCGGUUGAGCCUUUGAUUGAGUGAGACAGAGAAAAAAUAUAAUUGUCCCCCACUUCCUUUUUUUCAUCCAGAAAUCUUGUUGCCCAAGUGAAGAAAAAAGGGUUGCCUUGGACACUUCUCACCUUGUUUUCUGGUAUGUUUUUUUUAUCGGCAAAGAGUUAUGUUAAUUUGAAAGAAGCUACGUGGCAUCAAGAAUGGGUUCAGGUGAUUGGUUUAAGACAAUAAUUAGCUCAAGAAAAUCAAAAGAAGGAAGAUCAAAGAAAUUAAAGGGAUCUUUAGCUUCAUGGAGAUUAAUUGUGUUGCAGACUAAGAUUUAUACAAGAAAAAAGUCCAAUGGUUUAGCAAAUGGAAUGAAAAGCGAAAAUCUAGAGUCAGAUGGGGUAUCAGUUGAAACUAUUGCUGCAACAAGGAUCCAAACAGCAUUCCGAGCUUAUAAGGCUAGAAAAUAUUUACACCGCUUGAGAGGAUUCACAAAACUGAAGAUCCAGACUCAAGGUUCCUCUGCUAAAAAACAAGCUGUUACCACUAUAACUUAUCUUCAUUCAUGGAGCAAGAUACAGGCUGAGAUUAGAGCUCGUCGUAUAUGUAUGGUUACAGAAGACAGAAUCAGGCGGAAGAUAAUACAUUCUCAACUAAAACUUGAGGCCAAGAUUCAUGACCUGGAGGUGGAAUGGUGUAGUGGUUCUGAAACCAAGAAGGAAAUCCUUUCAAGGUUACAUCAAAGAGAAGAAGCAGCAGUCAAGAGGGAAAGAACCAUGGCAUAUGCCUUCUCUCAUCAGUGGAGGGCCAGCUCUAGCCAAGGGCUAGGUAAUUAUGAACUUGGCAAAGCUAGUUGGAGUUGGAGCUGGAAGGAUCGUUGGAUUGCUGCACGCCCUUGGGAAAGCCGCGUACCAAGUGUAACAAACACUAGCCCCGAGAAAGAUCAAAAUAAGAAGCCAAGAAAAGUUCAGAAGGAUAGGAAUUCACCAACAUCAAAAAAACCAGUUUCAGUUAAAACUCCUUCAGCUAAUGCUAAAGGGACAAAACCUUUAAGUAAUGCAAAAGGAACUACUAAAGCUAGAAGAAGGUUGUCUUACCCUGCUGCCACAGAGAAAAAAGCAGUGCCUGCUGAAGGAAAGCAAUGAGUACUCAGAACAAAAGCAUGCAUAUUUGAUCAAAGCCUACAUCAUCAUGUUAACAUUAACAGAGUCAAGUUCAGUUUCAAGUGGUUACAGUCAGUGUGUGUGUGUGUAAAGAUAAAAAGACAAUCUGUUUUUCUUUAUUCAUUGGAUUGCUUCCUUCCAAUUUGUGCAUAUGAAUGUGAGUGAAAUUCAAUGACCUUAGUGAUAGAAAAUGAACCAACAAACUUGCAUAUGUGUGUUUUGGUGAUUGGUUUUUCUUUCUUCAAUCUUGUAUGUUUAGUGCA